Messenger RNA from Hermetia illucens (black soldier fly), 971 nucleotides. RefSeq names its product mucin-2-like. Gene Ontology annotation, cellular component: extracellular region. The transcript has 2 exons. Lineage: Eukaryota; Metazoa; Arthropoda; Insecta; Diptera; Stratiomyidae. The record is from RefSeq and is a predicted model, not a curated record. The coding region runs from base 117 to 851 and encodes 244 amino acids. Gene Ontology annotation, molecular function: chitin binding.
UAUUAUUUUCAUCACCGUUGGUCAUUUGUAUAAAUGAAAGGUAUUUAAAGCAGGAAAUGGUAUUUCGACAGGUUUCAAAAAAUUAGCAGUCGAUACACAGUUAUUUUAGAUACAAGAUGGAAACUGUUAUCCUCUUUCUGUUGGCGAUAACUAUAUUUGUUUCAACAGGCCAUGCAGAUGCAAAUUGUGGGAAUCUACUUCCUGGACAAAGUAUAUACCUUGACGUAGACUGUAAAACGUUUUUAAUAUGCGUAGAUGGCCAGCUAUUACCCAUGAAGUGUAGAACGCCGCUACUAUAUGAUGCUGCCGCUGGUGUCUGCAUACGAAAUGGUCAAUGCAUUACUUCAACAGGAACUACUCCUACAACCAGUCCGCCCACCAUAAUUAUUCCUACAGCUCCAACGGUUGCCCCAUCAAUCCCAACUGCGGGAACAAUUGGUCCUACUUCCCAAACAGCAGCCACACCGGCAAUUCCAACAGCAGAAACUGUCAACCCGACGGCUUUACCGACGGUUACACCUUCAAUCCCUACGGCUAAAACUAUUGGCCCAAUUUCAACGAGUUCGCCUGGAAUACCAACAGCAAAGACGAUCACUCCUGGUAUCGGUACUACAAUUGCUCCUCCGAUCCCCAGUGCAGGCACCGCUGGUCCAAUUGUUCCUAGUACACCUGGAUCCAUACAACCAUCAGAUAGUCCCUGCAAAGGAAUGCCAUCCGGUCUUUAUUUGAAUAAUCCUAGAUCAAACACCGAAUUUUUCGUUUGCUAUGAAGGCAACGCUUUGGUGACACAAUGUCCUUUGGGGACGGUAUUUGUUUUUGAAGCGCAAAUGUGUGAAAAAGUAAAUUGUUAACUUGCUAAAUUUCGUUUGAUUCUUGGCAGAAAAAUGUUUUGUGGCCUCUAAGAUAUAUAGUUUAGCAAAUAUUUAUGCAUUAAAAUUAAAUUGAAUAAUAAUUUUAUGAUGUUUAUAAAG